GAAAAGAUGUGCGGAGUUUAAAUAACGCGUGUUUCAUGUUCUUAUCGUACUUCGAACGUAACUAACCGAUUUUAGUCGUUCCCAAAAAUUACGUGCUGUUCUGAAACGCGUGGAGGUUUAAUAACUUUCAACACUCUUCACUGAAGGAAUACUAGCGUUUAUUGUUAUAUUCCCAACGUUUUACUUAGUUGCCUACCUAAGAAGCUAGCUGUAAAUGGACAAGCUUUCAGAUUCGCUUGCACGUGAUUUGAACAAGUUGCAAAAUGAAUAUCACAAAACCGUGGAGAAUGCUUUAAGCGGUCUUGAUACUACAUAUCUUCGUAAAAUACAGGCAAAUUACUUUCGAUGUGGCCUAAAAUGUUGUGAAGAUCCCGAUGCCCCUGUUACUGAAGUUCAGCGAUGCAUAGAAAGAUGCGAAGCUCCUCUGAGUCAUGCACAUGAACUAAUGCAGUCUGAAGUUACCACAUUCCAGACAAGGAUACAGCAGUGUGCUGCCGAGUGUAGUAAUCAAGUUCGAGACAAACUAAGUUUGAAUGCAACUGAUUCGCAACUAAAAAAAGCUCAACAAGAAGUACUAAUAUGCUCUCAAAAAUGCGUAGAUAAUCAGUUGUCUAAUGGGUUACCAGCACUUAUCAGUCGAUUGAAAGAACAGUUGCAAAAGCUGAGACAAGAUCAAGUUGAAAUUAUUAGCUAACUUUCCUUGUGUAAAUGGUAUCACUUCUAGUUAAUAAAUUAUUUGUAUAGAUC
This is a messenger RNA of Heterobilharzia americana, 747 nucleotides long. The record is from the annotation of a GenBank genome assembly. Lineage: Eukaryota; Metazoa; Platyhelminthes; Trematoda; Strigeidida; Schistosomatidae.